This is a messenger RNA of Astyanax mexicanus (Mexican tetra), 1835 nucleotides long. RefSeq lists its product as uncharacterized. NCBI's taxonomy places the organism in Eukaryota, Metazoa, Chordata, Actinopteri, Characiformes, Acestrorhamphidae. The record is from RefSeq and is a predicted model, not a curated record. The coding region runs from base 384 to 1127 and encodes 247 amino acids. The transcript has 2 exons.
CAUAGCCAUAUGUAUUCCUUUACUACCCAACCCUGUAGCUAUUUAAAUUCCCUGGCCACUUUAUUAGAAACCCCUAUGGGAAGCCCCCUCCACACAAUUAAACAGUUAAAUUUUAUCUGUUCUGUAUCUGCUGCCAUUAUUAUUGUUCUCUACAGCAGCUCUUUAUGAAUUCUCAGUUUCUAAAAGCUGCAGAGCUGCUCUUGCUCUGGAUUUUAGGGUUUGGGAUUUAAUGUAAAAUAGUCAAAUAUAAAAUGUUCUGCAGUUUAAUAUCACUACUAAACUGAACAUAUUAGAUUUUAACAGUUUUAUUACCAUAGAUACAAAUAAAAACAGCCCCAGGUCAGGCUGUGUUUAUUCAAAUCAUAAUCAGACUUCUGAGAAACAUGGCUGAGUUUAUACCUUUUACUGAGAGAUAUCUACUGAGGCUGAUCUACUACACUGCCUCAGGUCCUUCAUCCACAGAAUCAGGGAAAGAGCAGUGGUAUGAAACACACACUGCACUGGUGCGAGUGACAAACACAGGAGACAAGCAACUGUCAAAGUGCAACAUAGAGAGUCUGGCCUUGAGCAUCCCUGAGCUGAACCAUCGAGCGAUGGGCUACAGAAAUGUCCCCAUCCUUCUGUAUACAAUCCUAAUAUGGGUGGAGAACAUCCCUUUGGACCUCAGCCUACCUCAUCGAACCAGAGCACAGUUAUCCUCCAAUUUAUACAGUCAACCCAGGCCCCAGACAGACUGCCAGGCAUCAACAUCAAGAGCUUCACCACUGCCCCCUCUGCUGGCUCCAUCCGAGAGUGACUGCUGUGUCACUGCAGAUCACCCAAGUAGUGACAGCUUCUUUACAGCUGGCCUGAACCACAAGGAGUGGACCACAGUAACCUAUAGGGACUAUGAUUUCAUCAGGUCCAUCUGCCCAGUCUACUCUACAGAUGAUGAAGUGGACGUUAUAUGGUGCUGCUCUAUCUCUGAUUACACUGCUUAUGGACAGCUGGUCUUUUCUGUAGACAUGGACUUUCUGUGUGAGGCCAAGCAGGUAGAUAGUAACCUCAGUUGUGAUGGCACACCAGAGGGAAUGAACAAAGACCAGAAGAUGGCUAAUUGCAGGCCAGUUAGCUGUAAAACAAGCUAAUCUUUAAAAUAUAUUAAAUAAUCUUAAUAUCUGUUAGUUCAUAGAUUUGAUCAAAUUUACUUUUUUUUGCCUUCUCAUUGUUUGGUGUCUGAUGUAUGAUGUUUUAAAAGAUUUUAUGUGAUGUAGCCUUUUUUUAGUUUUCUGUCGGAAAUAUGAGUGCAAGCUACGUUUGUGAAUCCUUAGUGAACUGUUCUUUUUUAAGUAAACAGCUUUUAAUUGAAAUAGAAUCAUGGGUGUGCAGGCUGAGUGGUUUAGCUAAUAUUAACAAUAAGGUAGACCAGUUCAGGUCAACCUAUCAAAAAAAAAACAUGCAUGUAGUCUUAAAUAAAUAUAAAUUACACAUAAAUACAUAUGCAACAUGAAAAUUCAUUUAAAUGCAAUCUUGAAUCAGAUGAAGGCUGGGCCUCAGCAUUUCUAUCACCAACAAUAAUCUGUCAGAAAAAUGACAGAUUCAAAUGAAAAUGAAUCAGACUGUAAAUACUGAUUUAAAAAGGUUGUGUUCCAAAAAAUAUUUUAGAAGGCGUUAACAGAGAGACUCAUGUUCAUUUAAAUACAUGUUCACUGAAAAAAGUCAAAUAAAAAGGCACUAUAUCUGCAUCCCCUGAAUAUUUUAUUGAACAUAAAAUAAAUUCUUUUUCAAGGCAUCUGUGGCAAUAUUUAACACUGUCACCCUUUAGGCUGGAAAAAACUAAAAAAAAAAAAAAACAA